This is a messenger RNA of Anastrepha ludens (Mexican fruit fly), 2062 nucleotides long. Its product is annotated as G-protein coupled receptor Mth2-like. Gene Ontology annotation, cellular component: membrane. Gene Ontology annotation, biological process: G protein-coupled receptor signaling pathway; cell surface receptor signaling pathway. The record is from RefSeq and is a predicted model, not a curated record. Bases 210 to 1748 code for a protein of 512 amino acids. The transcript is spliced from 8 exons. NCBI's taxonomy places the organism in Eukaryota, Metazoa, Arthropoda, Insecta, Diptera, Tephritidae. Gene Ontology annotation, molecular function: G protein-coupled receptor activity.
AGCAUCGCCGUUUUGAUUCGUCCUUACUAUUUUCUAUGUGGAGCAGAAAUAUUUUAUUUAUUAAAUUUAUUUCUACUAUUAUUCCUUACAAAUUACUGAAACUGAGGAUGUUUUAACAAAGUGCGCCAUUAAGAAUAAGUUCACAAUUGAAUGAGUGUCAAAUACUCACAUAAAAGUUUGUGUGUCUGUAAAGGACUUAAUUGAGCGCCAUGAACGUCAUCAUUUUGGUUUUGUGCAUCGUGAUUUGGUUUUGGAACGCAAUUGUUCCCUGCCGCUGCAUUUUGUCGGAAAUACCGAAUUGUGCCUUUGAAGAUACCGUUAACCUGACCUCCAGCAAAAAAUUUAGUAACGGCUCCUACCUCUAUGAGGGCGUAUUGGUGCCUCCUGCAUUGACCGGCCACUACGAUUAUGUUGAGCUGUACGAAGGAGAACGCCAGCAGGUGACGAAACAUAUUCGGGGUUGUGUGUGUCACCUCAAGCAAUGCGUCAAAUUUUGCUGCCAUCCAAUGGCGGAAUUGUAUCGCAUUGAAAAUACCACUUCAAUAGAUUGCGAUAGCGCGCCAAGUAAAGACUUCAAUUACUUGCCAUAUGUAAAUAUUACUAUGCCGGACAGCAGCCAAGUCUUGACGAAUGUGCUGGAUGAAUUUUUGCUGCAGCAAGGGCUUCCAUGCAAUCAAGGGUAUAUGCUUGUGCCUCACGUAAACGAAAAGCAUAAAUGGAAAUUGUUUAAGAAUGGUACGCUGUUGCGUACGUUGUAUCAGACGUUCCUUUCGAGACGGGAUUAUUGCCUUUUUGCCUAUGAGGUAAAUGGUCGAUAUGAACUGCAUCCACUGAACUGUUUCACUGAUCGCAAGGAGCCCCCAACACUCAUGACAAACACUAUCGUAAUGCUGAUUUCUGCCCCCUUCUUGUUUGCAACAAUUUUGGUUUACUGGUGUUUGCCGGAGCUGCGCAACACCCACAGCAAGUGCUUCAUGUGCUACCUAUUCUCUUUGGCCAUCGGCACGACAAUGAUAGUUGCGGUGAAUCUGCGAACGUCAGAUUAUGAAAAUGUUACCUGCGAGAUCAUAGGUUAUGUCGCCUAUUUCUUCUUCAUUGCCGCUUUCUUCUGGCUCAACGUCAUUUGCUACGAUAUUUGGCGCAAGACUUCUAACGUUCAGAAUUUGAUGUCACAAAAAAUGUCUUACUUGUACUUACUCUACGGGUGGGGAGUGCCAUCCCUUAUGACUACCGCGACCAUUGCGUUGCAGCGCUCCAAUUUACCAGAUGAACUGAAGUCGGGCAUAGGAGAAUCACAUUGCUGGUUGAAAGAUGAUGACUGGUCUGCCAUGAUUUACUUCUAUGGACCUGGUUUAUUGCUAAUUAUUUUCAAUAUUGUCAUAUUCUACCUGACUGUUAGGAAGAUCUACAGCGUACGGAAGGAUCUGCAGGAGCUUACAUCUGGCGGAGAGAGCGCCCAAAAUCUACGUUCGCAAAAAAAUAGUGCGUGGCUAUUCUUUCGUUUGUCCAUCAUUAUGGGUGUCAGCUGGAUAUUGGAAAUCAUCGGCUAUCUUGUGGGAAACAGAACCAAUAUUAUUUUGGCAAUGGCAGAUAUUUUCAACGCAUCGCAAGGACUAAUUAUAUUUUUACUGUUUGUUGUGAAGAAGAAUGUAAUCGUUCUAAUAAAAACUAGAAUACUUUGCUACUUGCAUAAAAAAAUCCAAUGGCUGAAGAUGAAGUUCGAUAAACCGGAUAACUCAAUGGAAUAAUAAAAUAGUUAGAUAUUUACAUUUAAAUUUAAGUAAGUAAUUUUUUAUAGAAUAAAAAUGUAGCCAGUUACUUAAAGUGUCAUUCGAUCGCAAGCUAUUUUCCCGCUUUGAAUAUUUCUUCUCGUAACUUUCGUUUAUUUACUAUUAAAUUCUUAAAGAUCGAAUUGAAUAUUUCAACUACCACUUUGUGAAAAACAUUCCAAAACAACUACUUUAACUUUGGACAGUACUCCUUCAUCUAUGUAUAUGCGCAAGAAUAGCGUUUUAGAGUGAAUUACUAUUAAGUUAGCUCAAGUAACAAAAAAUAAAAAAGA